AUGCUUGUGGAAAUGUGGAAAGAAUGCAACAAAAUAGAGUUAAUUCCUAAUAUUGAAAAAAUUCGAUCAUUCAUUGUGGAAAAGUUGAAAGAUUUCGACAACGAGGAUACGAGAUUGUUUGAAAUAGAAUUGGCUUGCAGAGAAGGAACUUCGAAAUUUGAUGCAUUCGAAUCGGCAAUAGCCAAAACACCAACCGAAAAGAUGCAUCGUCUCUACUUGCAAUGGCUUCGUGAGUCAUCAGCAAAAGACGCGUUCUCCGAUAUGAAGAUUCGGCUUUUGCUGCGUAAGAUUUGUGAAGGUGGAUGGAUGAAAGAUAAGGAUUGGUUAGAUCUUGGAAAGUAUAUGCAAGAAGCUGAAGACGAGUAUGAUGAUCAAUUUGUUGAGAAGUGUCUUGAGCAAAGGCCUAAGUGUGCUACACUGUGGCAAGUUUAUCUUGAAAGGCGAUUAAAGGACAAAGUUGUUACCGACAAAUUCAGAGAUCUGUGCAAUCAAGCUUUGGAACAGAUUAAACCAGAAGAAGGCUUUCCUAUUUGGGAACUAGCUAUAGAUCACACUAUCAUAAAUGCGCCGGAUGAAGUAGAGCAGGUUUGUUCAUAA
Molecule: messenger RNA, 597 nt
Organism: Strongylus vulgaris
Lineage: Eukaryota; Metazoa; Nematoda; Chromadorea; Rhabditida; Strongylidae
Source: the annotation of a GenBank genome assembly